This is a messenger RNA of Olea europaea var. sylvestris, 2553 nucleotides long. RefSeq names its product protein phosphatase 1 regulatory subunit 12A-like. NCBI's taxonomy places the organism in Eukaryota, Viridiplantae, Streptophyta, Magnoliopsida, Lamiales, Oleaceae. Gene Ontology annotation, molecular function: protein binding. The transcript is spliced from 6 exons. The record is from RefSeq and is a predicted model, not a curated record.
UACUUGCAAAAUGAUGAAAAAUAUCUAACCCACUAUUCCACCCAUUUUCAUUUUUAAAAAAUGGGAGCCAAAUGGGGGGCUAAGAUCAUGGGAGAGUUUGUUAUAACUUCUUGAGAGCCGUAAAAUAUUGAACGUUUGAUUGACUUAAAAAGUCACGAUUAUUUGUCAAAUAAGUGUUUCAAAUUUAGAGUAGAAGGAACGGUUCUGUUCAAAUGGUAAAACAUGUUUUACUUAUUUUGUGAAUGCACUUUAGAACUUUUUAUGUUGCUUAUUAAACAUAUAAUUUCAUGUAAUGACGGAAGGCUAAAAAAUGUAGAGAACUUCUUUUACUUGUUCUUCGAGAUCUUUCAAAGAUCAUGGUGCAAAUGUGAAGGCUGCCUAACUAUUAUGUUUAUUUAAGGUGAAAAUGGAUGACGAACGUGCUCUAUGGAUUGAUUCAUAUUUAGCACUGAGGAAUAGUAGUGGCAGAUAUAGCUUACAAGUUCAGAAACUAGACAUUUAUGUACUUAGUUGGAUGGAGGAAUUAUUUUUGCCUCCAUGUCAGAAGCAGUACAUGCACACUCUUGGAAGAUGUGUAUCAAGCGGUAAAGAUCUGUGGGUUGCAGUGCAAGAGGGUUCAGUGUCUGAUGUUGACUCAAUAUUGGCAUUGAUGAAGAAAAAUGGGGGAAACAUCGAUGCAAGGAAUUCAUUUGGUCUCACACCUCUUCACAUUGCGACCUGGAGAAAUCACGUACCUAUUGUUAGAAGGCUGCUUGUGGCUGGUGCAGACCCGAAUGCGAAGGAUGGUGAGUCAGGAUGGAGCAGCCUUCACAGAGCAAUUCAUUUUGGUCAUCUUGCAGUUGCUUGUGUCCUCCUUCAGUCUGGUGCUUCUGUCACACUGGAAGACUUGAAAUCUAGAACACCAAUUGAUCUUCUCUCUGGGCCUGUUAUACAGGCUGUUGGGAAGGUAAUGGGUGAUCAUUCAGUUGCCACUGUGGUCUUCAGCUGGGGGAGUGGUGUCAAUUAUCAACUUGGAACUGGGAAUGCUCACAUUCAGAAGUUACCAUGCAAAGUUGAUUCACUUCAUGGGUCAUUCAUCAAAUUGGUUUCUGCUGCAAAGUUCCACAGUGUGGCUGUUAGUGCACACGGAGAAGUUUAAACCUGGGGAUUUGGAAGGGGUGGCCGUCUUGGGCAUCCUGACUUUGAUAUACACAGCACUUCAUUGGAUAUUUUGGUGAGUCUCGAGAAACUUUUGGAUAUGAAGUCAUCAGAACCAUGGAGUUAUCAUCGACUUCCAACCCCCACUGCUACAUUUCCUGCCAUUAUUAAUAGUGAAGAUGAGGAUAUUGAGAAUGAUUUACUUAGGACACGUGACCACGGUACAAAUAAAUCAAGCUUGAAAAAUGGAGUUGUUCAGAAAUCAAAGAGCUUUCUACAACCCUAUGAUAUUGCAAAGGAGGGCAUUUCCAAACAGGUGUGAGCUUUGAGGAAAAAGUUGCAACAGAUUGAGUUGCUUGAAGAGAAGAUGGUCAAAGGACACCCCCUUGAUUACCAGCAGGUUGCAAAACUUCAGAUGAGGUCAGCAUUGCAGAGCUCACUUUCUGAGCUUGGCGUGCCUACUGAAACAGUAAAGACAAAGGCAUAUUCGUUCGUGGAUGAAAAAGAUAGUAGAAAAGGGGCAUCUAGAAAGCAAAGAAAAAAGAGCAAAAAGAAGGCAGCACAAAAGGAUGAGGAGCCUAACAAUAAUGACAUAAGUGCUGAAUCAGACCUCAUAAAAGCUUUCCUAGAUAUUGAAGUUUCACAAGUCGCAAACAAGGAGAAAGAUGCACAUAUGAAGAGUGCUGAGGCCAGCCAAGAGAUCAAAAUAUCUCAAUUUUGCAAUAAGAACGCAAUUGCAGACGUUCCAAAAAAUAAAACUGGAUCUACUGCUUCUUCCAAGGAGCAGAAUAAAAAAGGUGGGCUCUCAAUGUUCUUGAGUGGUGCCCUUGAUGACGUUCCAAAAAGUGUUGCCCCUCCUCCCAUGAUACCCAAAAUUGAGGGUCCUGCUUGGGAUGGUGCUAAAAUUUCGAAAGGAUCUACCACACUUCGUGAGAUACAGGAUGAGCAGAGCAAAACUAGGGCAAGUAAGCCUACACCAAUUAAAUAUCAAGUGGAGGAGCAUUCUGAUGGCUGUAGUGUUGGGAAGCUCCAACUAAAUUCAUUUUUGUCUUCCACCCCGAUUCCCAUGGUCCCAGGAAGGAUGACACCGGCAUCUGAGGGAGAACGAAAUACUCCUCCUUGGGCUGCAUCAGGAACUCCACCUUCUCUUUCGCAUCCCUCUCUUAGGAACAUCCAGUUGCAACAGGUGAUUCUCUUCCUGUGUGUACAUGAAAACCUGCAAGAAUGCUUGUGGUUUUUACUUCUUCCCCUAAAGUAUCAGAUGUGAAGGUAAGGGGCUAUUUCCAAUUUUUGUAUCUGUGACAUUCGUAUUGCAGAUAUCUCAUGUAUUCAUUAAAUGGGAAAGAAUCUAAAUUCUUGUCUUCUGUAAGAGCUUCGUGUACUGUUAUUAAUUUUUCCACUUGCUAUUGUCUUUUA